AUAUAUACAUACACAUGUCACAUGUUCGCGCGACCGAAACAAGCCCCUAGCUAAUAAGCUUUCUUCCUUUCUCCACACUCGGUCGCUCCAACAUCCGGCUGCGUCGGAUUCCCCAGUCGCCCCUCCAGCCUCCAGCCUCUAUUCUCUUAGACUUUAGCCCCCUCUCCCUCCACCCCCCUCCCCAUCGCAAUCGCAAUCGCUCUCGCUCUCGCUCUCUCCUGUUGGCCCCGUUAUUCGUUCGCGCUCGCUAUCCUGCUCCAGCAAUGAGUCAUUGUCGCCGUCGCCUCAACUUAGCGGCUCCUGUGUAAUCGCCAGUGCCACGCAAAAUGAGUGCCCAGCGCAUUGGUGUCUUUACCAUCGAUUUCCCAGAUCCAAACGUCAUCCAGUACGAGAACAACAAGUUCAAUACCCUCAACGACAGCGUCUCGUUCCAGUACCGCAUCCCCUCCAACAUCCAGACGCUUUCGACAAAGGGCGUCGAUGCCGGCACCGAUCCCUACGGCAUCCUCUACGUACCCAAUCUACAAACAGAUGCGUGUAGGAGUGAAGAGCAAGACCAUGUCCCCGCCAACGUCACCCGGCUGGCCAAUCUCCCCGUGGGUAAGAACUACGCCCUUAUAGCCGUUGCGCCCUGGUUCAGUCCACAAUGCGUCAUCGAGUACUUCAGCGCCGCCCGCCAGGCUCCCACAAAAGCCAUAUUCGUCUACCAGCCAGGGAACAACAAUGCAAAGCCACCAGUGCUGAACGACCCUUCCUGGAACCUCCAGGAUGGCGGGAGUUGGCAGUCCGCAAACAACUUCCCCACCUAUGCCCUCUCGCCUAUGACUGGAGGCAACAUCAUGGACCAGCUCAACAAAUACUCGGGCAAUCUGACUACCGUCCCCCAUGGCGACGCGCUGGCGCAGACCUUUGAUCGUUCUGAUUACGUCCGAUUGUGGGCGACUGUCUCCACUGACUCUGUAGGCCAGCUGCCCAGUCUUUGGGUUUUUCUCGUCAUCGUCAUGGCCAUAUUGCUUGUCGCUGUCAGCGUGACCUCCCUCGCCAUGCACGUCAUCCAGCGCAGGCGCCGAAAUGACCUCCGCCAGCGCGUUGUCAACGGAGAAGUGGAUCUCGAAGCACUGGGCGUCAAGCGCCUGAAUGUCUCGCAACAAGUCCUCGACAAGCUCCCUAUAUACACGUACACGGCUACCUCUCCAGAUGUUCCAGUACAGCCAGCUCCACAGGUUCCUCCGCAGGUCCUAAACCAGCCAACUUCGUCUGUAGACUCGGAAACCGGCCAAAAGAUGUCACAGCUGUUCCGUCGGUCGUCUGUGCCUGCCAUGUCGACGAUUGGCAUGUCGACAUCCUUUUCCCAGCCAACCUGCCCCAUAUGCCUCGACGAUUUCGAGCCGAACGAAACACAGGUGCGUGAAUUACCGUGCCGCCACGUCUUCCAUCCUGAUUGCAUCGAUACCUUCCUUCUCCGCAACUCGUCGCUAUGUCCUAUGUGCAAGCAAAGUGUUUUACCCAAGGGCGAUUGCCCGGUUCACAUCACGAACGUAAUGGUACGGAGAGAGCGGCAUAUCGCCCGCAUGCGUGCAAGGAGCGCUCAUACGUCAAACGGGCUGCCAAGCACUGUUCAGUCGCACGCUCUCACAACCUCUCCUGCACCCACAGAUCGACAGGCAGGGACAUUCGGGUCGCUAGGAAGUCGAGUAGGAGCGGCGUUCACUGGGCGACGUAUCUUUAGUGCUCCAGAGCGGACUCAAUCGAGACCGCUGGACAUUGAGAUGACGAAUACGAACAACACAUCACAGCCGUCGGCUCUACAUUCGGGCCUAGUUCAGUCAGUCGGUACACCACCAGUUCCAGCGACUCAAGUAGCUACGCAGAACUGUGAGCCUACACAGAAUCGAAGAGAAUGGGCGCGACAAAGAGCAUUAGCCUUGUUGGGCAACCGUCAUGCACCACCUAGCGAUGUGGAAGAAGCGGAAUCUGGUCCUCGCUGGCGGCGGACGGUCCGUAAAGUCUUUCCUGGAUUCCGAUAACAAUCUUUUAUACCCUUUCCUUGUUCUAUGAUAGCGAUGCUGGAGGGUUUGGCAUAUGGAUGGCGCACCUAGUCUUUGGCGAUAUACUUGGUGGUGUUUAGGAAAACUUGCAAGCGUCUCGCUUAUGGAGGCUCAGGAUUGAAUGUGAUGGACGCAGCGUCUUUCCUUCACUGCACA
Cucurbitaria berberidis CBS 394.84 is the source of this 2204-nucleotide messenger RNA. RefSeq lists its product as uncharacterized. The transcript is spliced from 3 exons. The coding region runs from base 327 to 2027 and encodes 566 amino acids. The record is from RefSeq and is a predicted model, not a curated record. NCBI's taxonomy places the organism in Eukaryota, Fungi, Ascomycota, Dothideomycetes, Pleosporales, Cucurbitariaceae.